This is a messenger RNA of Lolium perenne, 1614 nucleotides long. NCBI's taxonomy places the organism in Eukaryota, Viridiplantae, Streptophyta, Magnoliopsida, Poales, Poaceae. The record is from RefSeq and is a predicted model, not a curated record.
AUGCUCUUGGAGGUCAAUUCCCUCCAAGAAGAAGCCUUGGAUGAGUACUAUCGCUUGAGCAAGGAGAAGGUACCGUGUUGCAAUCAUGAUGAAGAGAUCGCAGCUCUAGAGAAGACCAAGGCCAAGCUCUUGGAGUUGAAUGGCAUGCAAAAUGAGUCCUUGAUGGAGUGCAUCCGCAUGAGCAAAGAGAAGAUCGUGGAGGAGAUCAAGGUGGUGCUUGUGAUUGCUGUGAUUGUGCGGGUUGCUUUGAUCAAGAUGACCAGCCUCAUUGAAUCCAUCAAGAAAGGACCAGUGAUGACCAUGACCCUGAAAUGUGAUACUGAGUUUCCAAAGGCAUUAAAGAAUAUCAUGGAGAGCAUGGGACUCAAAGGAGAAGCAGUGUACAAGGGAUUUCCUGUGAUGGAUGACGGACAAGAGUAUUGGUGGGUGCAGCUUCACCUAUACAAGGACGAAGAAGACGACCCCAAGAAAAUGGAACAUUGGAUGUUCACCAACCCUGAACUCCACACGUCCUUCUUCGAUUCUGCAAGAUGUGUUGCCUGGGCAGCUAUAAAUGAACUUGGAGAAAGACUCAAGUAUAGGCUGCACAACACCCAGAAGGACCUCAAAGAAGAAAAGGAAGAAACUGCUAACCUGAAUACUACCAUGCCGCCAAGACGUGACCCAACUCAGGAUGCACUGAAUCAGAUGAUGACAGCUCAGGCACAGCUCAUGCAGAUGAUGGCCCACAAGGACUUAGUCACCUGUGAGUGCACGGAGGCGGAAAAGAUAAGGUUCACUGCCCAUCUGUUGGAAGGACCUGCUGCUAGGUGGUGGGAGACAUAUCAAAUCACCCAUCCCAUUGAUGACCUAGACUGGGAAACGUUCAAAGAAGGUUUUUGCACUGCUCAUAUCUCCUCGGGCAUUAUGAAUCUCAAGAGAGAUGAAUUUCGCAGUCUGAGACAGGGAGGGAGAACUCUGAAGGAAUACAUGGAUGACUUCUGUGCUUUAGCAAGGUAUGCCCCAGAGGACAUUGACACUGAUGCUAAGAGGAAGGAGAAGUUCCUCAAUGGACUUAAGGGUGAACUGAAGAUUCCAUUGACUGUAGCUUACGCACCCAGUUACCAGUCCCUACUUGAUCAAGCCAUCGCCCUGGAUAAUAAUAUCAAGAAGGAGGAGAACCGCAAGAGGAAGUUUAGCAAUAGCAAGAACCACACCGAGCCGUUUCACAAGAAGCACCAUUCUUCUGAAGGCAGUGGGAGUCACAACUCACACAAGCAUAAUGGUCAUUUUAGUAAAGGGAACGGCAACAACUACAAUGGUCAUAGGCACAAUGAAGGAUUCAAGGGAGACCAUUCCAAUAGUCACCCCAAUGGUAACAAUGGUCAUCACAAUGGAAACAAUGGCCAGCACCAUCCCAAUUCAGGGGACAAUAGGGACUUGUCGAACAUCACAUGCUACAAGUGUAAGAAGACUGGACACUUUGCUAAAAGAUGCCCCGAGAAUAAGCCUGAGGAGGUUACCAAACCUAAUCCAGUCCAGAAGGGACAUGCGAACCACCUGUAUGUGGAGGAGGUGAUGAAUGAACCUAACACUGUGAUGGGUAUGUCUCCACUCAACUCGUUACAGCAUUAG